Molecule: messenger RNA, 566 nt
Organism: Magallana angulata
Lineage: Eukaryota; Metazoa; Mollusca; Bivalvia; Ostreida; Ostreidae
Exons: 2
Coding region: 14-430 (138 amino acids)
Molecular function (GO): protein dimerization activity
Source: RefSeq, a predicted model, not a curated record
UAGGGAAUUCUACAUGGCAGUUACCAAACAAAUGGCGCAAAAGUUCCCUUGCCAUGAUGAUGCAUUGGAAAAUAUGACUUUUUUGAACCCAGAGUUUAAAGAACUGCUGGAAACUGAUUGUGUCUUCAAACUUGCUAAAAGAUUUCCCCAGAUUCUUGGUGAUACAUGCAGUUUGGAUGAAUUACACGAGGAAUUUCUGGACUAUCAGCUAACACCAAAAGAAGAGCUACCACCUGCUGACUUGGGAGCUGACAAAUUCUGGAGCCAGAUGGCCAAAGUUAUGGAACCAUUUAGUAGCAAAUGCAGAUUUGGACUACUGACUAAAUUAGCUUUAGCUUGUUGUGCGAUACCCGUCAGCAAUGCUGAUCCAGAGAGAAUCUUUUCCAUGCUGAAGAAAAUUCAAACAGAGAUGAGAUCAGAUCUAGACUGAAACAAUGACACCAUAUGUUCCUUAAUUUGUUCUAAACAAAAUCAAGAUGUUUGUUGUUUUGAAAACAAACCAGGUGACGAGGUUCUAAUGGCAGUAAAACAAACUGUAGUUACAUAUCAGCAGUUUCUGAGUGCAA